AUGCACUCCAACACUCUAUGUUGCGCGCUCCUUGCCAGUACGGCGAGCGCUCUGUCUCUACCACCUCUCAUCCCAUCUAUCCCAGGUGUGACUGAGCCUCUGUCUACCAAUGCGCCACCUUUGCCCAUCUUGCAGGUGCCAACGCCUCCACUCGAGAGCCCGCCAUUUGUCGGCAACCAGAACCUAAAGCCCAAGAAGAUCGGCUAUUUCUGGACUGCAGCGGGAGACAACAAUCACAAGGACUUUCUGGCGACCUAUUCUCUUGAUGAUGCCACGUUCGGUACCCUCUUGUGGGUCACUGAUGUACCCUCUAGCGGCAAUUCACCACACCACUUGGGCCCAUCUCUUGAUGGAAAGACGCUCGUCGGCGGCGGUCUUCUGUCUCUCUUGAAAACUCAGGAUACCGCCUUCUACUUUGACACCACCAAUCCAUAUCAACCAAAGUUCAAGAAGAGCAACCGCGCUCUGCUCUCUUCCAUCACAGAUGAGAUUCGCGCUAAGCCAGACGGUGGCUUUUUCAUCACCUAUAUGGGAUCUGCCGCCGGCACCUCUCCUGGGCGUCUCGUAGAGACUGAUGCUGAAUUUAACAUUAUCCACGAGUGGCCUGAGGAUGUGCAAGGUACGCUAAACAUUCUUGGGGAGCAAUUCAGCCCACACGGCUUGAGCAUCGACUUUGAGAAGAACAUCAUCCUGACCUCCGAUUUCGUCGUCCCUGUCACCAUCCUGAAGCCUGCUUCCGCUAUUGGCAUCCAAAAAGCCGACACUCUCCGUCUCUGGGAGCUCAGUUCGCGCAAGAUCAUCUCUACCAUCACGAUCCCUGACGGCCAGGGAAUCCAGGACGUAAAAUUCAUUCCCGGGAAUUCAGAAUCCGCCGCACUUGCUACUGCCGUAGGCCCUGGUCAAGUCUGGAUCAUCUAUCCUUUCCGAAAAGACGCCAACGGCAACCAAGGUGUCGCAGAACUGCUCUUCGAUCUUGGCCCGCGUGCACGCGAAAAUCUGGCCAUCUACUCUGACAUCACCGAUGACGGAAAAUUCGCCUACUUCACACUCACCCUUGGCAACCACGUAGCUGCGCUCGAUAUCUCAGACCUCAACAACGUCAAGCGCCUGGACAACCCUGAUGAGGACCAGGGCAUCGUCGGACCGCACUACGUCAAGAUCAGCCCCGACAAGAAAAAUCUGCUUGUCACUGACUACUUCGUUCAGACCGGUGAGAUUGGCGUCGUCAACACGCCUGCAGACUUUAAGGCGCAAUGGAUUGAUAUCUUGCCCGACGGCAGCCUGAGCUUCAAUCGCAGCAUCAACUUCCCCACUGAGUUUGCCAACAGGGGCGGCGCGAAGCCUCAUAGCGCUGUUAUCUUUGACCUGACUGAUCCUAACAAACCCUUCUACUACUAA
Boeremia exigua is the source of this 1398-nucleotide messenger RNA. RefSeq lists its product as uncharacterized. NCBI's taxonomy places the organism in Eukaryota, Fungi, Ascomycota, Dothideomycetes, Pleosporales, Didymellaceae. Gene Ontology annotation, molecular function: protein binding. The record is from RefSeq and is a predicted model, not a curated record. The transcript is spliced from 3 exons. The coding region runs from base 1 to 1398 and encodes 465 amino acids.